GUUUUCACAGCGACGCAAAGGCUGACGAUUUGAGAACUGCCGCCUUUUUGAUCGAUUUCUGUGGUCUUCCGUAUGUCACUUUAAACUCUCGGAUUAUCCUAUUCGUGUUCUUCGAGAUGUUCAUAACUUUCGAGCGAGAUAAGAUAUGAGUAGCUCCGUAGAAGAUUGGCUUCGAUCGCUCGGUUUUAUUCACUACACACAAGCCUUUCUGGAUAAUGGCUAUGAUGAACUCGAAAUUUGUAAAGAGAUUGGGAAGGAGGAUUUGGAUGCGAUUGGUGUUAGGAACUUCAAGGACAGGACAGACAUUCUUAAUGCUGUUGAACGCCUAAAACAGAGUGGCACCGCUGUGUACUUUGUCCUUGAAGGGAGUGACAUCGAACCCUUACAAGCGCAGCCCGAGCGUGAUACAUACCCUCCAGUUUCAUUGAAGAUGAUGUUGCACGAUAAACUUGAAGAAGACAAAAUCGAUUUAACCACACAUCCGUACUCUAAACCGGUGAGUACUAUGAAAUAUUAGUUUCUAGUUCCGAAAUAAGAUUUUUGAUAAUUGGAAGAGCUUUAUCUCGAUCUGUUGUAAGAAUGUUUCAGUUCAAGCUAGCUGGCAAGAACGCUUGUCUUGUGUGUAACACCCACGUUUGAGAAGAUUGACCAUCAUAUUGGCUAAUAUACACGGUAAAUGUCGAUCAAACUCGCACGCAAUCCACUUUACAUCAUAAAGUAAACACUAAAUUUUGUUAGGAUCGUAAAAAGUAUCCUCUUUUUUUUUUUUACUUAUCUGCAUGUGGGAAAAUUUCAAAUGUGCGCGAUGUGCGUGUCAGAUUCGAAACUUUACUGUUGAACAGAUUCAUUGGGAAAUAACCUCCAAUUUUUUCGUAGGAAACCACAAAUCAGGUCUCAGUAAUUGUCCUUCUUUGUAUGAAAUUUGUUUUUCUUUUCUCAUUACCAGAAAAUUGCUUGAGUGAUCGCUAAUGAUUUUGAGGCCGCAAAAUUAUUUAAUUCUUGAACAAUUACUUUUUUCCUUGUUGUGAGAUAAAGGCACGGCUCUAUAAUCGGAUAAAAAGUGUCUAUUUGCCUCUAGCUGUCAACACAAACAUAAAUUUACAACCUCGGGUUAACCUAACGCUUCACAGAGGGCUACAGUAAUUAGAAUCAACUUGACUUUCAUAGUGCGAAAAUAGACAUGCUGUGCCUUUCUCAGUGACAAUAAACCACUAUACAGAAAGUGUUUGCCGUAAAAUUCCUUUAGUCAAUGUUUUUAAAAAUUAUUUUGAUCUCGAGUUUAUUGUUUAAAUGUCUUUUUAUGAUCUUGAAGUCCUUCUCAUUUAAAGAUUUUCAUUUCCUCACAAAGACCGUAAAUAAUUAUACGUGAUAUUGUGUCAUAAAAGAUCUUAACUUAAUGAUCAUGAUAUGAUAGUAUGAGUUUUGGCAUUAUUGAUAUUUGUUUGAAUCAAGCGCUUAAAAUAUCUCAGAUAUCCGCUAUUGUCUUUUGUAUUUUAAAUUAAUGGUAAUGUAUUGACAAGUUAAUCUGAAACCCUGAUUCACAAAGGAGUCCAGAAUAUAUAAUUCUGUGAAACAGAAUACAUUUAAGCCCCUUUUUAAACCCUCUGACCCCCAAGAUUCUCUGAAAUGUCUGUCUUACAUUUCCUGGAAUGUUACUACUUAGAAUUUGAUGUCAAAUCAUACAAAGAUCUCCCAGUUUAUCUUUCUCUUAAUUACAACACCACUCUGAAAUCACCUGUGAUCCUUGCAAUUUGAUUGACUCUCUUCAGUGGGAUUUAUCCAUGAAUUGCACUAUUUUAUGCUCAAAAUUGCAUUUUUUCCCAGUCAAUAGUACAGCUGUGCUAAAACAUGACAAUCGAUUAGAUUUCAAUGUCUAUUUAAGAAAUCAAUCAAAUUGCAGAAAAAUGAAAGACAACUUUUGCACUUUCGUAAACUAGCUUGAUACUGGAUGAAUAAAAUGUUUGUAUAUUAAAAAAAAAAACCUUAUUUUAGCAACUGAAUUUUUUUAUUUCAAAAUAUAGGUAAGAAAGUCUACUGUGGUAAUUGAACUUUGUGUUGGGCAAAUCAAUCUUACACUGUGUGCAUGUUUGAUUUUGAGAUCACGCAUAUGAUUUCAGACCAAAUUUCACUCCACUGAGUUCAAUUACCAUUAUUUAUUCUCAUAACCAGUCUGCUGCUGUAAGAAGUUAUUUCUCCUUCAUUAUCCCAAGGAGUGAAAGGGUUAUUAAGCAUAAGUAUUUUUCUCAUAGGAUGGCUCUGAGGGAUGUCUAGACACACUCGUAACCAUCUAUGCAGAUAAGUUUUACACAUAUGAGGAACAUGUGCUCAGAGCUUUAAGAAUUUUACGUCAAAACAAAGUGGAAAAAGAAGGAGCAUAUAAUGAUUCCUCUUCACAGGUUUGUUUGUCAUUUUGUUUUGCUUGUUGUUGAAAAAACUGGCACAAAUUUUAGCCUUAUUCUAGGGUGAUAAAAAAAUCUUGUCACCCAAUUUAUAUAACUCAGAAAUUGAAAUACAUUUACACUUUAAUUUUUUUCCUUACAAGGUAAUUUUCAUGUCAGUGUUUGUUUACACUUCAGACUAUUGCAGGGUUUGAGCUAGUAUUUGAUCACUGGGGGACAAUUUGUCCCCUUAGCAAAAAUUUUGGAGGACAUUUUCAUUUUUAGGGGGACAGACAUUCCGAGUAAAAAAGCUUUCUAAUGUUCGAACACGUUUUCGAUGUGACAUGUUACCUGCGCUGUUCACAAACAUGCGAAUUUUGAAGUUCAAAAGCCAACUGACGAUUGUGUUUUUUGCUGCCGUCAAUCAUCUUAACGGAACUCUUAGGAAACAAAACUUUACUUUCACGGGUUCAAAAGGUCAUGGUUUGUGAUUUGUGAUUGGUGGAUUUCAAUCUGUUUCGUGUGUUUCUGUGUUUCAAGGUUCGUUGCUUGUGAUCAUAAUUAUGAUUGAGGGCAGCGAAAAACGUAAUUGCGAAGGCGGCUUUUGAACUUUUGAGUUCGCAUGUUUGUGAAAAGCGUAGUAAAGAUUGCCACGUACGUUCACCACGCUUGGUUGAGCAUCAGAUGUACGUGUUCAGUAAAGUGUGACUGAAAUGUGACUUUAGAAUGAACUUUAAAUGUGCAAGAAAAUAUACUUUCCACGUUCUGUUUUAGCUUGCAAUUUCUGUACCGAGAUAAAACUCUUCGUGUGUGCUUCCUUUCGAGUUUUUUCCCUAAAUUUUGAAGGGGACAAAUUGUCCCCUUGACCGUUUUUUUAAGGGACAAUUUCAAUUGCAGUGCGGGAUUGGCGUAGUGGCGUGGCCUGGCUCAAACCCUAUUAUUUAAUUGAUAUCUUUUAAAGUGUUUAUGUUAUAAAAGUACAAUUUAGACAGAGGUGAACAAGUCACAUAAUAUAGAAAAGUAUAAAAACAUGUGCUGUCACUCUUUCAAAUUUUUUUAUCCUUAAUUACAUGUAGUUUUUACUCAUUUGCUUUCGAAAAUUGGAAAGGAACUCAUAACAAUUUUGUGUCAUAUUACCCUAAAAAUAUAUACUAGCAUUCCUUCUAUAACAAAAUGCUAUUAAGUAAUUUUAAAUUACAUAUUAUCUCUGAACACUUUUAUUUUGUGUAUUAUAAGUGUUUCUACAUAUCAGUAUUGAUCAAAAUUAAUCAACCUCAUGUAUCACUAGGUUUCGGGUCCUCCUCAGUCUCAUAACAGACAUAGUUCAACAGGGCAUUCUUCAAAAUCAAGGCAUUCGGGUGAUCACAAUGAAGAAGCUGCCUCAGAAGACGACAUUCAUCAUAGAUCUGUCUCUUCAGAAGACCCAGCUAGUCCAGCUGGGACAGUGAGUACUCUUCCAAUAAUCUUAUGAUUUUAUUUUUGUCCUACUGAUUUCCAAAGAGAGAAAUUUUACCCUCCAUGAUUGGCAGCUAUCUAAUGUUUCAGAAAAGUAAAGCUGUUAUACAGGCCCAGGUGGCCCAUGGGGCUGGCACUUAACUCCGGCUUCCUUAACAUGAAGCAGCUAGGAGUAUUACUACUGCCCCCUGGAUGAGAUGUUAGUCCAUUGCAGGGUUACCCCCAGAAUAUUUGCUGGUACCCAUUUGUACACCUGGAUGAAGAGAAGCUCUGUGAGAGAAAAGUGUCUUGCCUAAGAACACAACACAAUGACCCCAGCCAGGGCUCGAACCCAGACCACUCAAUCUGGAGUCAAGCGCACUAACCAUGAGGCCACCACGCCUCCUUUAAUGUUUCAGAGGAAAGCUUGAUUUGGUGCAAACUUCAUUAAAAUUCAACAAAGUACAUGAAGUAUUUUGUUGUUGAGAGGCUAGUUUGCAAUUAUGUUAAAGACCUGUACAUUGUAGAUGAUUGAGUCUCAGCUUUAACUUCUAUAAAUUAUCUAUACAAAUGCACACAAAUGAAAGGAAAUAUGAAAGGAACAGUUCUCAAGAAUUGGUAAACAAAACAUACAGGCUAAAGGGUUCUAUUGUGCAGUGUGGUUGUCCGGGUGAGAGUACACUUAGUCCUGAAAAGGACUGUUGUCGGAAAGGGUGACUGAAGUUUCAACAAUCUGAGAAAUCGUCAUUAUGAGAAUCAAUGGAAGAGUUGUUUGUUACUUGUAGUCCAGCCUCUGAUUGUUUGAAGGUUGGAUAACGCUAUCCACAGGAUAAAUCUCUAUCCAGUGGAUAACGCUAUAAUUAUGUUUUGCUAUCACUUAUCCACUGGAUAUCGAUUUAUCCGUUGGGUAGCAUUAUCUGCCCUUUAUACAACUGCGCCCAGUGCUGUAAGUCUGGUUUGGGAAAAAUGAUUGGUUGGCUUUGACUGGAUGCUAUUGGCUUUAAGAUUCUGGUGUUAUAAGUCAGUUGUGAUUGGUUGAUAUUGACCCACUGAAAGUUGGAGACAUUGGUGUGGGGAGCCUUAUCAUUAUUAGAAAGUGGUUCUUGCUGUAGAUUUAUAAUUGGAUGAGUUAAAUUAAACAGAAAUUGCUUAUAAGGUUUCACCCAAGCACACACCAUUAAUUUUUCAUGUGUGUAGGACAAAGAAAAAGUCUCAUGUUAGAAAUGGUCAAUAUCUAAGUUCAUUGGACAAACAAGCUUAACUUAAACCUUUCUUCACUACACAUAUGAAUCAUUAGGGCUUUAGUAUAUACAAAGUUGGUAGCCUUGUAAACCAUGCUAGCUGCAUUGCACAGUUUUCCCAGUAAAUUCAAAUUGCCAUCAACUGUCUGUUGUGCUGUAGCUGCGCAUUUUGUGUUUUAGGGUUUAAUGCUACCUGACUACUUGGAUGUUGACAGCCCAGCCCAGCGUGGAAAGAAGGAAAAGAAACGGAGGAAAGUGGAAAGAAAUACUAAGCUUUCAAGGAGUUUGGACUCCUUGAAAGAGUUACAUGGUAAAGAAACAGACCUGUACACUGUAGCUGAUAAAUCCUGCUUAUAUGUACCAGCAUAGACUUUAAUCAGGAUUUGUUCACAGUUCAUUUCCAGUUGUUAAGAGGAAUGAAAAAUUUUGUACCACACAGAAGAAUACCAGGGAAUGAUUCUGAUCCUUUUGAUGUGGACUGCAGCAUCUUAACCCUUUAACUCCCAGUUCAAAUUUGUCAUUCUACUUACUGUCAACCAUACAAUUCUAAUAAUGUUAGUUCAGAGAAUUUCGUAUUGGGUCAAUUUAUUAUCCCCAAAUUGAUAUUUUUCUUUAUUCUCAUCACUCAUCUGGUUGAUAUUGUAUUGAUACUGUAAGGAGAAAUUCUCUCUUUGUCACUCAUGGGAGUUAAAGGGUUAAGUACAACCUAUGUGCUCCCACCCCCUCAACUUUUUACUUCCAGGGGUGGGAAACAAGAAAUUUCUCAAACAAUAUAGAUAUGUUUUCCAGUACAAAGAUGAUAAGAAGAAACAAAAACAUGACAAUGGGGAUAAAGCUUGAUUUGACGCAGAAUUCUUAAAGCUAACAUUAUAAGGAAUGUAAAGAGUACAGUGCAGAGAAUUAAUAUUUUGAUCUUGAAGGUGAAAGGGUUGACCCUGUCACUCCCUAGAUCUCAUUUGUAAUUCUUCCUACUGUGUGCCAUACAAUUCUUAUAAAUGUUAGUGUGGAGAAUUUGGUAUUGGAUCAACUAGUAAUUCUCUAAUUGAUACUCCAUAUAAUCUUAAAGUGUUUCUUUAUUCUCAUCACUUGUCUGCUUGAUUUUGUAUUGAUGGUGUAAGGAGAAAUUCUGUUGUGGUCACUUGGAGGGGUUAAAGUGUUAAAUGUUUAACUACAUGUGUGUUGUAUUAACACCUUGUUGUGGUCAUAGUCAUCUGUUGCAUAUGGUUGACAUUCACUCAUUUUAUCAUAUUUUACUUUCUAGUCAAUGUGGAGCCAAAGCCCAGGGAUAGAGAAGCUUCCUCUUUAAAAUCCAAACCAUUCAAAUUUAAGUUGUUUCAUGGCAGCAAGAAAAAGAACCACGGAAAUGAGAUAAAGAAGCAGCCUUUGGAAAAAAAGCUGUCAAAUCAGAGGAAGGAGGAUUAUGAUGUGCUGGCAUCAGCCAUUAAAAUGGGAGAGGAAGAUCGCAUGGCACUCAUGAUCAUGGUCAAACAAGGGGAACUCACUGUAGAAGAAGCUGUAGAACAGUUGAAGAGGUAUGUGUAAGGUCAAAUGAAAAGUGGUAGCCAUUAAAACUUCAUUAUUUAAUGUAAAAUUUUCCUCAUGACCUGCCAGGCUUUAAUUGAGGAGAUUUGGUAAGGGACAACUUAUUAUCCCUUUGCACCCUGACAUCAUUAUAUUAUGCAUACAUGUAUUCUCCUUACUUUUCCCCAUAUAUUUCCCAAGAUACCAACAAGGAGAAUUUGUUUAACAAUCAAGAGCUUCUUUGGUUGGUGAUUGUUUCCUUUAUUUUCGUGACCUUGAUGUGUGAAUCAGGGGUGAUUUUGUAAGGAAAAAUUAGAUACAAAUCACUCCUAGAAGUCAAAGGGUUCUUGGUACUCUUGCCAUGAGAAUUAUACAGGGAUUUUCCCUUUUUCCCUCAAUGAAUAAACCUGAAUACAAUGUAUGCUCUUACAGGUAUGAAGAGGACUGCAAAAAAGAUGAUUAUUUAAAACCCAAGGUUUGUGUCUCCCUGUUUUGUGUUUUUGGUUGUUUCUGCUUCACACAUAGAAAAGGAGGUAAAUGCAAUUCUAUAAUACCUUACAUGAUGUUGUACUGAGGAACAAGACAGUGUAAUAAUCAGAACAUUUCUGAAAUACAGCUGUAGAUGACUUGUUGUAUCAGAUACCAACAUUCAAAACAGACUUAGGUGAUCCCUUAGAAAUAAAGUUGUCAUUGUAAUGUUCUUGUUCCCAACCAAUCUCUUUUUUGAGAACCAUGAUAUAAAGAUUGGUCACCAUGCUUAAUAAAGAGAUAUUGAGGGCCAAUCUUACCCCAUUUGUGCCUGCACUGGUACUAAUCACAUCUGUUAUUUGGUUUCCAGUACAUUUUGCAGUAGCUACAAUCAGUUGCAAAAAUAUUGAGACACCUUGAACAAAAAGUGCCUUUACCCACUUCAUCAGAUGGCCAUGUAGAAAUUUAGUGAAAGAAACUAGAAGAUAGAUGCCCCCUUUCCCCCGAUUCAUUGUUGUUUAUUGAAGUUUUGUAUAAGGUACUGCUUAGCUAUGAACAUGGCAAGGGGGGAGUGGGGGAUACAUUGUGUAAGAUCACAUGAUAAACAAUUUUCUCUUGUUGUGGUAAAUGUCUCAACUACUUUUGCAAAUGGUUGUAGAAGCAAGAGUUUUUAAAGUAAAUGUGUCGAAGACACUAGCUAGGUAGAAAGUCUUAAACAUGUGGAACAAUGGAAUAUAUAAUUUAGAGAAAAAUCAUACAAUAUUAAAUAACAUUACUUGAUGUUAUGCACAGUACCUGGCACAGUACAUGAUGUGUAGUGUAGUACUGAGUUCUCAACUUAAUAGAUGUCUGGCUUCCAAUUACUAUUUUGAUCAUCAAUUGUGGUUUUUAUGGCACUUAUUUUCAAGUUUUACUCUGUUAUUUUUUGUUUCCUUCAGAGCGACUUUUCCAGUGAAGAUGAAAAGAUGGGCAAUAAACCCAAAUUAAAGCGUGGUAUUUUUGGAAAGAGCACUAAGAGAAAAUCAAACAGCAGACCUUCAUCUGAGUUUAUUGCAUGUGAAAUGACAACCAUGAGUGAGGAAGAUAGGAUUAACUUAAUGAGGAGUGUGAAAAAUGGAGAGAUGAGUGUUGAACAGGCACUCAAACGAUUUGUCAGGUACAAAACUAUUUUUUUAAGAACAUCAAAAGAUUCAACUCAUCAAUGUCUUUUAAAGGGGCUUGUGAGUUUUUUUUACAUGUGUACAGCAUUUACAUUGUGUACCUAUAUUCAUGGAAUACUGCAUUUGAACUUUGAAUUUACCGUGCAGCAACUGUUUGAUUGCCAAUUGCAACAAAGAGCCAAGAGGUUGACUUCUAAGAAAAAUGAGUGGCAUUUUUAUGCAGAUUGAUGUGAACAUGGAAUGUGCUGGCCAAAAGUUUUAAGUUACUUAAAUUACAACUCUUUUUUACCCUCUGCAAGUUAGAAUUAGUAUGCAAAUUUUGAUACUGUUCUCUUUACAUAUCCUGUGCUACUGACAGGGAGAAAUUAUAUAACAAUCAAGAGCUUCCUAAAUUGGGGCUUAUUUCCUCACAUGUGUAUGAUUCAGCAGUGAUACUGAAGGAAUAAUUUAGAUGUAAUUGUCCUCAUGGUUGAAAGAAUUAUAAUUAUUUUCCCAUUUGUCCUGUGUGUACCUUUACUUUGCUUUUCAUGUUUCUCAUGAGCUGUUUGAGAUUUUACUCAGUAUGAGGAUUUUUAGCAGAUUUUUUUGAUCAGUCAGCCAGUGCUGAAACUUCCUGUAAUGCAUUCCCUAACCCUCCUUAAUGUCCAAGUCAACAGCAGUAAAAUUUGAACUCAUAUCAAAUAUUUAUGUGGUAGUGUUUGAAUACUUGUAUUGUGUGGGAGAGUGUUUUAUAGUUACAACUUAGUUAGUGUACCAUUAGUUUAUGUUAAAAAAAUUAUACGUACUUUCCUUUCCUUAGUUAUGAAGAGAAACAUAAGAGAUCUGACUCGGAUGAUGCUUCGUCUUCAAGGGUGAAUAGAUUUCUCUUCUGAUAAGUACAGUAAUAUGCAACUGUACGUUGCUGUCUGUAUGUUGUUUCUGAGACUUCAUGUACCACAUUUAUCAUUGUCUAUUGUUUUGUAAACUUACUGUAUGUCUCCUCAAACAGGCAUUAGAUAUGUUUUAAAUAUUAUGUAUUUUUGUGUUGUGUAUUUGGGCUGCAGUUUGUGGUACAUCUCCACCAGGAUUGUGACAGAAUCAUUGUAUAAAUGAAUAUUAAUGAGGAAUGUUAAACAAAUAAAUGGAACAAUGAAUGAAUAUAAGAAUGAAACAUGCCAAGAGAGCACAAAAGUAUAAAGAAAUUGAACUUACUCUUUUUUUAAGUCCAACAUCCGCUAUAUGUUUGGUAUAACUUAGCUUGGUGAAUUGGAUGAUUUAUCAAGAUGACACCUUUUUAGCUGAUAAGUAUGUAAAUUCUCAUUACUUCUUUGCUGGGUAUCAAAUCGAAAUGUGAAGAGAAGUUGCAUGUUUUAUCUCCUGUGAGAACUCAAAAGGCAAGGUGUUCAUUUUUGCUUCUGGAUUUCUUUACCUCUUACUAACGAGUUUGAGGUUCAUACUGUUAGUUGGAUUUAUGGCCCAAACACACAGGUCGUGGGCCAUAAAUCUGAGCAGGAAAAACAAGCUUCCAUAAUUUACAGUAUGGACCAAGAUUCUCGGUUAGUAAGAUAUUUAUUUUAUCUCUGGGUUCAAAUGGAGGGGGGAAGAUUUUAAUUUACACAAACUUUUGAAUUUAGUGGGCCAUACAUUGAAAUACGGUCUGCCAAAUUGACCAAUCAUAGUGCGUGUAUUAACUGAGUGAUAUAAUAGUUGUCCUUAUUAUUUUUUUCACAAAAUCAGCCUGCUAAAGAAUCACCCAGGUUACUUAAAGGUUCUGGAUUUUCACGUAUCAGUAUCAAGAGAGUGUCUGGUGUCCUGCAGUCUAAACUGUCUGGUAAUCCUGCUCAAGAACCAAAUGCUGUAUUUUACACUGGUAUGUCUACAACGAGUUUUGUGUGCUAUACUUUUUUUAACAGACCUGUAAUUUAUUUAUUUCUCAGUUCGUGAGCGGGCGAUAUUCUACAAAUCCUGCAAUCUGAUAGGUUCCGAGAGCGGGCAGUAUUCUCCCCAUCCGGGAAAAGUUACAUGUUAAUCACUUCUGGGAGUUUAAGGGUUGAAGUAGUUGAUUCUAGAAUAAUACUUUUGACAUUGCUACUUACGCUUGAGGAACCUUUUAAUUUGAACCCAUCCUUUUCUUGGGCGCGUUGUAAAUUGUAUGGCAAACGAUUAAUUCCCAAAAGGAACAGAAAAAUUACCAUGCUUUCUUUCAUGCCAUUAACAGGAGAGGAAGGAAUAAAUGCAGAUGGUGGUAGUGUGGACAGCAGUGUAAGCUCAGGAGAUGAGGUCCCGGUAGCUCACGACUCCUCCCCAGCCCCAUCUCCCAAAAGGUUUCUGGAGAACGUUCAGGGCGUAACUAAGGUAAACUCUUAGAUAGGUCAUAGCCAUCCACAAACCCAAGACGUUCUCUCACAAGAUCCCUCCCGGUCUAGAAAUGUCAUUAUUUCUCUUUAGAGGCAUCAUUUUCGAUUCACUGACUCACACUGUGACCCACCUCCGUGAAACAGUGUGAUUUAGUCAUCUUUAGCUCAGAAGGGUGUCUUCUACACCCAAUGGUACUCACGAGGAAGAGGUCUUUCAAAUGAUUUGCAGACCAAAGCGAUCAGUUCAAUUGAGACGAAUCAACGGAAUCAAAUACGAGUGUAUAUUGAAAUAAAAUUUAGACGACCAAAUAUCGGUAACAAAGUUUUACAUCUUAAUUGUUUACCACUCCUUGUUAAAUUUCCCACUGUCGUUAAAAAGACCAUGUAAAAGUGGAAGGCUAGCCAAUGUCAACGGAAAGAGAGGAACAAGGGUGAGAAGGCAAAAACCGAAAACCGAAAAAAGAGACUUAUGCGGAUGCCUUUAACAAAUUUGCGUAUUUUCUUUCAAAUCUUUCUUGACGAAAGAUAGAUCUCGGUCCCUUUUGUCUGAAAGAAAACCUUUUAACGUCAACGUACUGUAUUAGAAUCAUGUGGAGCAAAAUGCGAUAGGAUUUGUUUCUCGACUGAAUUUGGUUAAUAUGGAGAAAAAAACUGAUGCUAAGUCGCGCUCAAACAGAAUGUUAACGAAGUUUCUAUCACGGAAUCGCUUCACAUUUCUCAAAUUCACAACUUACGCUGUAGAUUCUGCACUCGCUUUUUAAAUUACACCCCAGAAGUCAGUGCCUUGACCUUCGAUGUUUUACCAAAAUUCAGUUCAAUCUCAGUUCUGUAUAUUGUUAUGAUACUUCAGUAAUGUCUUGUUACAUGUUCAUUUCAGUCACAGCACAGCUCAUCCAGCAGUGUAGAUAGCAUGGGGAGGGCGGACGACAAACCGGUCACUAGUUCCCCUUUACACAGGCAGCCCAACUUCUUGUCUGAGAUGAAAUUGGUCUUGGGAAAGCAAGCUCAGUCUGUUGACAAUAUUGCUACAGAGAGCGGAGAUGGUACGCACAUAGCUUCCUUGUAGAAUCACCAAUUUAUAAAUUUAAAGAAAAAGCACGAUACCCAUUAGGUUUUGAUGAUACUUUCUGGCUCAGCAAGAAAGAAAAUUGUGUUGAAUCUCAGGCAAGUAAUAAUUUGAAUGUAUAUACCUGGUCAGAUGAAUCAUUAUUUUGAGUACUAAAAUAUGGUAAGUUGUUACUGAGUAAGUAAGUCAGUACGUCGCAAAAAAGUGGCCUUCAAUUUGUGAAAGGCAACUUGGUUAAGCAAAUUUAUUUACUCAUGGAGAUGCAAAGUUUUGAUGGAGACGUCAGUCAUGUUCAUGAUAGUUACAAGUAUUUUCUUGACAUUGGUCAGUUGUUUAUAGUUUGGUUUUUCUCCCUAGGUAAAUUACAGCAAGAUCAGAAGCCUCGACCACCCCUCCCUGGUAGACAAGCGUCGCCUCCUGUGAUGGAGACCCAAAGGAAUAUUCUUUCAUCUAAUUCCGCAGGUUCCCCGAAAAGGGUCCCUGAUGUGCCAUCUAGACCAGGGUCCACAGUGUCGGUACCUCACAGGGCACCUCCUCCAAUACCUACACGACCAAAUUCCAAGAAUGCAGAGGAACGUAGGAAGUCCGAUGAUGUACAAGCAGUUGAAACGUCCCUAUCAAAGGAUUUGGCAAACGAGGUUAUAUCGAAUGACCCCAUACUCGAAACAAAAACUCUUGAAUCUGCAAAGCUUAAAAAUGAUCAAAGUCAGAAACCGAAAAUAGGAAAAGCGACAGGAGGCGAGCUACUGGAGGGUCAGGUUUACCUUAAACCUGCCCCAGUAAAACAACAAGGCGACGAAAUUACCGGCGAAGGCGUAAAAAAGCCCAGAGACAAACCACCGCCCUUGCCACCUCGACCCAAGAAUUCAACAAAUAUUCAGGAAGACACGGAUGCUCGUAGUGUGGAGACUCAAGCAAGUCCUCCGCAUUCUAAACAAGGAAAGUUCGGCAAGGACUCAAAAUUAGCGGCUUCAACCGAAGAGAUUUAUAAAGUGCCUUCAGUUCACAACGCCAGCGAGAAACCACAGCUUAAACCGAAACCCAAACCGAAGCCAAGACCGCGCGCAAAACAGGCUGAAACACAAGACACAGAAAAUGAGCUGUAUACAGCGGUGCCCCCACCACGCCCUGUCGAGGGGACAACAUCGGGAGUUACGCGUACCCAUGGGGAAUCUAGCAGCGGUGGUAUGGGAACAAACAUGGUUAGAGUAGAAAGUAAGCCGUCAAUUUCGAAAAGAACUGAGUUAGAAGUUUCGAAAAACGAAGCGGGGGACCACUCUUCGCCGCCAGUUCCGGUGCCACGAGUUAAACGAGCUUCGCACUCAUUAGGGGAGAUGGUGGAAAGAAAACUGCAUAUAGAGCACAUCGAUCUAACUCAGGAACCCUACACAGAUGCGGUAAGUAUAAACUAACGUACAAUGCACGUCUGUUUGAUCUUAAUCACUCACCCUUCCACUCCCAAGAUCUCGUCAGUAAGUCUCCUUACUGCCAAACAUACAAUUUUAUGAUGCUAGCAGGGAGAAUUUGCUAUAGGAUCAACCAAUGAUCGUCAAGUUGAUAUUUUUUUGUAUUCUCAUCAAUUAUCUGCUUGAUACUGCACUGAUAUUUUAAGGAGAAAUUCUGUCUCGGUCACUCAUGGGAGAUAAAGAGUUAAUCAAGUUCCCUGGAAGCUCAAAGUUUGUUGGAAUCUGGUUAGUUUGAAGGGCCUCGUUCUUAAAUCCGUUGUCAGAAAGUGCGCUGUUAUGGGUGAUAAAAAUCUGAACUAAGCUUCGCAGCUUAUUUUAAAUCUUGAAAUUUUUCUUCCAAAUUUUUUGAAUUGUUUGUUACCAGACCGUAUCAAUCUUCUUUAUCAAUGGCUGUCCUUUUUAAUUUUUUUCUUCUUGAUGGUAUUUUUAUAUAUCCUAGAAACUUGGAAGUUUUCCCUGGUUCCCGAAUGAGAAAUUGACUCUGUGCGUAUUUCUUUUAACAACAGACUACUGCUAUUGUUUAGAAACCUCACACUCAGCAAUUCACUGCCGUAAAUGUAUUCUAUUGUAUAUUUAACCGACGAAUAUUUUUUUUUUUCUUUCUAGAAUGGUUGCUGGGGUGUCCCAGUGAAUCUUGUGGACCGAUACGCUGAAGAACUCCGCCGAUCACACGAAGAACUCGCUAAUAUUUUGGAGAGAUUAAGAGUCGGCAAGCUAAAGCAAUCUGGUAGAACAGCUGUAAGUAGACAAACUGAAAUUACGCUGAAUUUUUUUUGGCCUUUUUUAUGGUUGAUUCGGUUCGGAAACUUAUUUUCGCUUCAAAGUACAACGAUUGAAGUCGAUGUAAGUUAAAAAAAAGAGUGACGCAUCACUUUUAAGUGUUUCUUACAGAUAACGUUUGCGACAAGAUACCCGAAGAUCUACUAAUAUAAAUUAGCUUUCUCUUCACUGAUGACAAAUCGCCAAGGAAUCGGCAGACUAUGGCAGUCCCUCCUUUUCGAGAGACAAAGACAAAGAGACGAGACAAAAAAAUCAGCGAAAAAAAAAAAAAAAAAAGAAAAGAAACUUGAUGUUACUGCACUGCGCGGAACUCUGGAAUUCAAUUCUUAGCCCAAAAGGAGGGACUGCUCGAAGUUUAAAAAUCAGUGGAAGAGAUAUAAGAUAUCUGUCGUAAAAUGGCUAAUUUCUGUUCCCGGUAUUCAUGUGGGUGAAAAAAAUUCAUAGCUACUUAAACAUGCAUGGGAUAAGCUGUUGUUACUGAAAAAGAAUUCUUCUUUUUUUCGUGUAUCAUUUGUUUGUUUAUGAUUCCCACAGGUUCCCUGUAACGUAUCGGAAUUAAAAUUUGCAAGAGAUCCUCUCGGAAGUUUGGGAAGUAUGGAAGAGUGGCUGAUUUCAUUAGGUCUACCCAUGUAUAUCACCAGUCUUGCUGAAGUAGAAUAUGACGACAUGGCAGCCAUGCCUGGUAUGGAGGAAAGACAUUUCCAAUUUGCGGGUAUAUCGGAUCCUAGGCAUAUGAGCCGGCUAUUGGCUUCAGUAGAGGAGAUGAGUAGGUGACACGAAAUAAGGAACCCUAAAAUGAGCUCCACUAUAGUGUUUCCUGAAGGACCUGUGAUAUUUGGCGCCUCCAAGGAUGUCAAAGAAAUCAUUGUUGACAAAGAAUCUACUUGUCACUUAAAGACGUUAUUCGUUUUGGUGAAAAUAUUGACAAAAUUGUUGUGAAGAGUGCAUUUCAAGAACAUUGCAAUCAAGAAAUAUGAAUAUGAAACAUUAAGAUAUUAACGAAUAACCAGAAAUUCAAGUAAAUUCAUACAUAGAUGAAUUGAAAAUUACAUUGCAGGAAGGAUUUGCUUGUAGAGUUAACAAAAUGAGCGAAGCCGGCUAUAUCAAGAGUCGAGCGAGCAAAACGUUUUAUUAAUUAUCCGUUGUAAUAUGGUAAACAGGCUGCGCUGCACGUACGGUGCUCCUGUUUGUUGUUUGAAAUAAAUCAACGUGAAAGAAGCCC
This is a messenger RNA of Pocillopora meandrina, 15072 nucleotides long. Lineage: Eukaryota; Metazoa; Cnidaria; Anthozoa; Scleractinia; Pocilloporidae. The record is from the annotation of a GenBank genome assembly.